CGCUCGCUGACAGCGGUAAAAUCGGAGCGUUAGCAAUCCGAGCGGGGAAUAGUGCAGACACAGAUACAGAUACAGAUACGUUUACACAUACAGAUAGAUAGGCAAAGCAACGAGUGCCGUUCUCUCGCUGACGUCGCUGCCAGCGUCGAAGUCGCUGCCAAAUCUAGGCGAAAAUCGCAACACUUGGCACAGCAUAGCAUAUCUGCCAUAUAGCCGUACUCCGGAUCCGGCGAAAAGUCAAGUGCAGGAGGCAGAGACCGAGGCAGUGGCAGAGCAGCCGCAGCAGCAGCAGCAGCAGAGUUUUCCAAGCUCGGCAGCAGAGAUUCACUCUCGGUCGGGCGCCGGCGUCAGCGUUCCACGGGAUCCGUGAUUAGGUUUUACGGUGUUUCAGUCCGCUCGAUGACGCCGAAGCCAGCAGUUAUGCGACCAGCAGCAGCCAAAGCAGCAAAAGCAACAAAAGCAGCAGCAGCAUUAAAGCCCUAAAUCUGUGACACUUCCUUCCGGUAGCCACGUUGCGUAUACGCCACCGUAACCGCAUUCGCAUGCCGUCGCGUAAAAACCAAACAGUUUCAGUGCCAAAGCCAAAGAACAAAAACCAAAUAACCAAAACUUAAGUUAACCAAAGCGAAAACCUAGAAAAAUAUAAAUAAAAUAAACUAAAUCAGUGAUAAAUCCGAAAUGGACGUGGCCAAAAUGCAAGCCACUUCCGGUCAACAUCUCCUGCAUCCGGCCGCACCGCCCGCCCACCAACACCACCUGCCCCUCGACUAUAGCCUCGGCAACUUUAAGCCAGCCAUCGCGGCCGAUUUCCCCGGAUCCUUCCUUACCAGCCAACAGUCCUCCUCGGCCUCGAAUUCCGCCUCUUCUUCCGCCUCUGCCUCGCUGCAGGUGAGGGAUCUCAGCGCCUUGACGGCUAUGGCCACGAUACCCUCGCCCACGCAGCUGCUACACCAGCGGAUCCAAAUGUCCGCGGACGCGGCCCUGGGUCACCAUCAACAGCAGCCGACCCAGAAUCCCAAUCCCCCUCAGCCGCAGAUGCCGCCGGCCUCCUCAUCGCCGCACGAGUACGCACCCAUGUCCGCCUUCAAAGCGGUGCUGCCCAAGAAACGAAACUCCGACGAUGCCUCGCUAGCUUUUAGCAUAAGCAGACUGGUCAAGACUGAACAACUGACGGCGAUGGCGGCGGCUGCCGUUGGCCUGAAGCCGCCGGCUCCAAUGGAGGACAACAACAACUCAAUCUCGAUGCUGAGCAAAAACCAACAGAUGCACCACCAACAGCCGCAUCUUCCCCAGCGCACCAAGCCGGCCUUCAUUACCGCCAGCGAAAAGCUGCGCCGACAGUCGCGUUCCCGUUCCAGGUCGAGAUCCCGGAGUCCCUGCUCCUCCCAAAUCGACAUGGAGGAUGCGGAAUCGCACCAUUCCCUGCAUUCCCGUUCGCGAUCGCGUUCUCGUUCUCGCUCCCAUUCCCGCUCCCGUUCGCACUCGAGCAGCUCUUCCGUGGAACUGGAAGUGGACUCGCCACCCGGCAGUCCGCGGAUCAGUUCGCCCAGUGGCGUCUCCGCAUCUGCCUCUGAACUUUUGAUCACCGCCAAUGGUGGAGGUCGCAGCAUAGGAUCAAAGAAGUCGGAUCUCUUUUCCGUAUCAGCGUUGCUCCGCCGAGAUGAGCCUCCUCAGAGACGGACGCCACGCAGCCCGCCGUUGGGACAUCUGACAGCCAGUGGGCUGGCAAUGCCUUUCAAUCCGCUGGAGGCGAUGCGCCAGGGUUAUCCGCCCAACUACGAAGCGGCCAUGUUCCAGCGUCCGCUCUUCUCGCCCGCCCUGCCCUUCUUCGCCGCCGUCGCCUUCCACCAAGGUCAGCAGCAGCAACAGCAACAACAGCAAUCCGGUCUGGCAGCAGGCUACCAUCCGGACUCGCAGGAAAAUCUCUUCCGUCUGCGGAGUCUAAUGGGGCCGCUCCAAUCCGCUGGGCAGAACAACUCCUCAGCGGCAGCGGCGGCGGCAGCAGCAGCAGCGGCUGCCGUCGGCGUGGGUGUCGGAGUGGGCGUGCCACCCAGCGGUGGGCAUCUCGGUCUGCCCCACUCGCCCCACCUGCACCACUUCCACCACAUGGCCGCCAAGUGGCCGGGCCUGCACCAAUUCAGCGACCUGUACUCGUGCAUGAAGUGCGAGAAGAUGUUCUCCACCCCCCACGGCCUCGAAGUCCACUCCCGCCGGACGCACCACGGCAAGAAGCCCUACGCCUGCGAGCUCUGCAACAAGACCUUCGGCCAUGAGGUCAGCCUCAGCCAGCACAGGGCGGUGCACAACGUGGAAAAGGUGUUCGAAUGCAAGCAGUGCGGCAAACGCUUCAAGCGAUCCAGCACUCUGUCCACCCACCUGCUCAUCCACAGCGACACGCGGCCUUAUCCCUGCAACUACUGCGGCAAGCGGUUCCACCAGAAGAGCGACAUGAAGAAGCACACCUACAUCCACACAGGUGAGAAACCGCACAAGUGCCAGGUGUGUGGCAAAGCCUUCAGUCAGAGCUCCAACCUAAUAACGCACUCCCGCAAGCACACUGGCUACAAGCCCUUCUCCUGCAAGCUGUGCCACAAGGCCUUCCAGCGGAAGGUGGACCUGCGACGACACAAGGAGACGCAGCACACGGACCUGCGGGUCCACCUGGGCAAGGUGGACUUCAUGUCGGCGGCGGCGGCAGCGGCGGCCUCUGCCGAACUGAGUGCAGCAGCAGCGGCGGGGUCAGUGCCGGGCGGAGUGCCAGCGGGGAGUCAGGGAGCCAGUGCGGUUGGGUCACCAUCAAACGGGGCUCCUCCGAUGGGCACACUCAACUGCCAGAAGGUCUCGCUGCUGGUAUAACAUGAAGGACAAACCGAAACCGAAACCGAAAUCCAAACCCAAAUCAACCGCAACCAUUGUGCAAUAGAUAGAAGUGAAACGCUUCGGCAAGCAUUCUCCCUUGCUUGAAGCCCAACUCCAAAGAGAAAAGAUUAAAACAAUUUAAAUAAUUUUAAGCCAGCCAGUUAAACAAUAUUUCCAAUGUUGCCAAAAACUAAAAAUAGCAAAGACAAGUUAAAAUCAAUUAAAGCCAGCACUAUAGUCAGUCUCAAGUUCUCAUUAAAACGUAAUCGUAUUGCCAUCUAACGAACAUACCAAAGCUAUUCCAAAGCCAGUGGAGGUUCCAAGUUUUUCUUAAUGUAUGUCAGGUAAUUGUAUUGCCGUGUGUGUGUGUGUGGCCCAGAGGCGGCCAGUUAGAAAUCAAAAUCAAAUUUAGAAAUUCAAAUUCCAUCAAUAACAACUGUGCGUGUCGUACUUUGUAAAAUGUAACAAAUUAAAUCCAAACACAAGGAAUCCAAUAUAAAGAAACCAUUCGAAAGCGUGAAAACAAAAGAAAAAUGUUCCAAGUUUUCGCUUCUAGAUAGUUGUGAAAUUUUAACUAAAUCGCUGUAUUAUGCAAACUAUUUUGAUAUUAUAUCAUUCCAAUGAAUUUAGUCUAAUUAAUAAAUUUUUUAACUUAUUUAUACAUAUUACGUGUAUGUAUGUAAA
Messenger RNA from Drosophila eugracilis, 3543 nucleotides. RefSeq names its product zinc finger protein sens (gene sens-2). Lineage: Eukaryota; Metazoa; Arthropoda; Insecta; Diptera; Drosophilidae. Bases 679 to 2856 code for a protein of 725 amino acids. The transcript is spliced from 5 exons. The record is from RefSeq and is a predicted model, not a curated record. Gene Ontology annotation, cellular component: nucleus.